CCCGACCCCGGCACCCGGCAUGUGGCGGGGCGAAGGACGCACGGGGCGGCUGCUCGGGACCCCACCGAGGGCCGGGGUUCCCCACUCGCUACCGCCGCCCGCCAUCGAGUUCCCCGAGGAGAGCCCGGAGCCGCGCUUUGACGAAUCAGAUGUGCCAGCAGAACUGCGAGUUGCAAAUGGGUCACAGAAGUUUGUAAACUUCACCUCGACCAUCCAAAACCAGCUGCUGCUUGUGUCGCUGCUGGAGCAUCUCUGCCACAUGUACACGCACAACCCUGUUCAUUCGAGGUGUUUGUUCCGAAUACUUCGUCAGGCUUUCACAAGAACAGGGUUGCUCUCCCCUUUUGCCUUCUGUGAUGAAUUUAGUACUGUAAGACUGCAGCAUAAUAGAGCCAUUACUGAACUAAUGAAAGCAGCUAAUCGACAAGUACUUAAUGGGGAACUGGAUAAUGGAGAUUCUCAUGCAAUUGGGGGAAAAGAAGUUCUCUUGGAAGCACAGACUUCACGAUACUUGAAUGAAUUUGAUGAGAUUGCAAGACUAGGAAAAGGAGGAUAUGGUCAAGUAUUCAAGGUCAGAAACAAGUUAGAUGGUCAGUUCUAUGCUAUUAAAAAAAUCAAUAUUAAGAAGGCCACAAGAAGAGAUUGCAUGAAGGUACUACGAGAAGUUAAAGUGCUGGCUGGACUGCAGCAUCCUAAUAUUGUGGGCUAUCACACUGCUUGGAUGGAACAUGCUCAAACUUUAUGCCCAAAAGAUAAGACAAUAUUGAAGUUGCAGUCGUUAUCUUUGGAGCAAGAAAGUGGCAAUAAUCACUGUCACAUUCAGAGCAUGGGAAGUGGUAGUUCAAUUAUCUUUGCUGACCUUACUUCACAAGAAGAGAAGUCCCGUGAUAGUACCUGUCUUAGAAAUCUGGAUAGUGAAUCAGUGCAGAACAUGGAUGUAAAGAAUGAUUUUACUAACAGUAGUAGUAAAGAAUGUAUGAAACCAAAUGGAUGUGAAUUACCCCUAGAAGUACAAGAAGACUCUGUAAGUAAUGUUGACAGUGGGUCAACUGAUUUUAAAAAUCAUUCAUCACAUGGACCUCAUUGUAGUCUGGAUCUAGAUGUUAGCACUGAAAGUAAGUCCUGCACUGAAGAAUGCUCCAAGAACGAUGUAGCUCUCUGUGGCGAGUUUGAGGUGGAGUAUCGUUUGAUGCUUCAUAUACAGAUGCAACUGUGUGAACUAUCCUUAUGGGAUUGGAUUGUUGACCGUAAUAAAAAAUACAAUGAGAGAACAGAGGAAACUGCCAGUCCAUACCAUCUUGUGGAUGUCAACUGGACAAUGAAAAUUUUUCAGGAGCUAUUAGAAGGAGUGUGCUAUAUCCACAGCAUGGGAGUGAUGCAUCGAGACAUUAAACCCAGAAAUAUCUUUCUACAUGGAUCAGAUCAUCGUGUUAAAAUAGGAGAUUUUGGAUUAGCAUGCAAAGACCUCCUUUCGGAUGAUGCAGAUAGGAUGAUGAAGAUUCACACAGAAAGGAUAAAUGGUCUGAUGCAUACUUCAGGUGUGGGGACUUGCCUCUAUGCCUCACCAGAACAACUGCAGGGCUCUGACUAUGAUUUCAAGCACCAUUCAUCUGAACAGAGCCUUACGGUGAAAUUACUGACUUCUGUAAGGCGUACUUAGAAUUGGAUUAUAGGAAUAAAACAAGCCCCUCACCUAUGCAUCAUAGCUGGUAAAUAUCUCUUCUACCAUUACUCCAUUUUCUUGCUGAAACAAAUUUCAACUAAGCUGCUAAAUGCAAAAUUUGCAUUUCUAGGUUCAUCUUGAAGAAUCUGUGUAGAUUUGAAUUUGAGUUGCUGUAGUAGUGCCAUGUAACUUUAUCACAAAAACUUUUCAUAUUGUGAAUCUUAGGUGAGCAGAAAUCUAGUAAGUCAUUUAAAAUAAGGAUUAUCCCAGAACUUUUUCCUCAUCCCUUUUUCAGUCAGAUAUGUAUAGCUUGGGUGUUAUCCUGCUAGAACUCUUCCAGCCGUUUGGAACAGAAAUGGAAAGAGCAGAAGUUCUUACACAUUUGAGGAAUGGCCACAUUCCUCAUACUUUCUACAAAAAAUGGCCUAUUCAAGCCAAGUAUGUUAAGCUUCUCACCAGUCAGCUAUCUACAGAAAGACCAACUGCUGCUCAGCUUCGUGAAAGUGAAUUAUUUCAUACCACAGAACAU
Molecule: messenger RNA, 2192 nt
Organism: Cygnus atratus (black swan)
Lineage: Eukaryota; Metazoa; Chordata; Aves; Anseriformes; Anatidae
Gene: EIF2AK1
Product: eukaryotic translation initiation factor 2 alpha kinase 1
Exons: 14
Coding region: 20-1660 (546 amino acids)
Biological process (GO): protein phosphorylation
Molecular function (GO): ATP binding; protein kinase activity
Source: RefSeq, a predicted model, not a curated record